This is a messenger RNA of Cydia amplana, 3560 nucleotides long. RefSeq names its product ubiquitin carboxyl-terminal hydrolase 20 (gene Usp20-33). Gene Ontology annotation, cellular component: cytoplasm. Gene Ontology annotation, biological process: protein deubiquitination. Lineage: Eukaryota; Metazoa; Arthropoda; Insecta; Lepidoptera; Tortricidae. The record is from RefSeq and is a predicted model, not a curated record. The coding region runs from base 297 to 3278 and encodes 993 amino acids. Gene Ontology annotation, molecular function: zinc ion binding; cysteine-type deubiquitinase activity. The transcript is spliced from 21 exons.
AUGGUAUCAGCUGAUUAGAUUCUUAUUAUUUUUUUGGCACAGGUAACACCGCCUGUCUUUUCGCUCGUCACGAAAAGAGUUCGUGUUAUAGAAAAUUUCUGUAAUCUAAUUCAAUUAUUGUCUUUAAACCCGAAAUGUUUCAUUCUAAUUAUCAACAUUCUUUUAUUCCUACCCCGGACGAUAAUAAAAAUCCAUUAAAGGCACCGUUGGCGUAAAACAUGUCCUUUAUUUACAAGUCCUCAGUGUAUCAUUAAACUUCAUAUUUACGUAUUUGUGUUAAAGUUGCAAUAAUCAUAAUGGAUAAGGGAGUGACGUGUGAACAUCUGAACAAGCUCGCGGAGUUUCUCGGGAAGGAUUUGUGGCAGUCGAAAGAGAACAUAACCUGCUUUGACUGCGGGUGUCCCGGACCCAACCUAUGGAUCUGCCUGCAGCCCGACUGCCAUCAUGUGGGCUGCUCCGAGGUCCGCAACGACCACAGCACCUUGCAUCAAAAGAGCCAGCCAUCCCACUGCGUGCAUAUGAACGUGUCCACGGAGCGGGUGUGGUGUUACAUUUGUGAGAAGGAAGUCCAUGUUCGAGCAGCGGUCGCCUACAAUAGGAUAAGUCCAGACUCAACAGUGGAAGGUGAACCGGCGAGCGCUCGCGUCGGUUUCUCGGGUCUGGUCACUACGGACGAUGAUGAUGAUGACUAUGAUCGUCCACGAGGUCUGGUGGGUCUCCAAAACAUGGGCAACACGUGCUACAUGAACGCGGCGCUGCAGGCUCUGAGCAACACGGCUCCGUUCACGUCGUACUUUCUAGAAUGUGCUGCGGCAGUCGCAGUUCUCGCUGGGGACAAGAAGCCUGGACUAGCGAGAGCAUACCAAAAAUUAGUGAAAGAAAUGUGGAGCAGGAAAACUAGGGGAUACCUAGUACCAAACGGAAUCAUAUAUGGCAUUCGAAAUGUGCAUCCAAUGUUCCGGGGCUACCAACAGCACGACACACAGGAGUUCCUCCGCUGUUUCAUGGACCAGCUGCAUGAGGAGUUGAAGGAACCGGUAUGGGACAGUAUGCCGGAAGACAAGCUGGGCACGGAGGCGGACGGCGAUCACCAGGAGAUCAGGAACGUACAUGUACGGCGCCGGGCCGCUUCAUCCGGAGCCAGCGACGCGCCUCUCUUCGCGCGCAUGCGCCGGAAGUCGCCCGCACCCUCCACCAACAGCGACACGCGGACUGACGCACACCUCAGGGUAGGGCAGUCAGAGACCGCAAACAGGCAUAGACGGUCGGCGAGCUUUGCGGGGACGCAGCAAACAGCGUACUCUGUGCAAGUACAUCACCAGAACCCUUUAGCCUCAUCGUCACGUGAUGUCGGCUCAGAAUCAUCGUUGUCAUGUUCAAGCGAAGCGGAAGAUCGGUACGAAACCUGCUCGAGUGGCGCCAGUGACGCCCCCGACCCACCCGUUCACCACCCACCGAAACAGAGCGGCGGAGGCGAUGGCGGCGGCGCUCGCUACCGCAGCAUCAUCUCCGACGUGUUCGACGGAAAACUGCUGUCUUCAGUGCAGUGCCUCAUCUGCGACCGGGUGUCAACACGGGUGGAGACGUUCCAGGACCUGUCCCUCCCCAUACCGUCGCGUGAGCACCUCGCCGUGUUGCGCUCGCAGCCGGCGCUCGACCAUCUGCCGCCUGACCACGACUCCUGGAUGUGGUGGAUACUCAGCUGGCUCCGAUCCUGGUUCUACGGCCCCGUGGUGUCGCUCCAGGACUGCCUCGCUGCCUUCUUCAGCGCUGACGAGUUGAAAGGAGACAACAUGUACAGCUGUUCCCGUUGCAACAAGUUGCGCAACGGCGUGAAGUUGUCCGGCGUGGUCCGUCUGCCGGAAGUGCUGUGCGUGCACCUGAAGCGCUUCCGGCACGAACUCAUGUUCAGCGCCAAGGUGGCCGCCCGGGUGUCCUUCCCGCUGCACGACCUCAACAUGCAGCCCUAUACACAUAAAGAUUGCACCUCAAAAAUAACCCGGUACUCGUUGUGCGCGGUGAUCUGCCACACGGGCACGGCCGGCGGCGGGCACUACACGUGCGUGGCGCGCAACCCGCGCGGCUGGUUCACGUUCGACGACCAGGCCGUCGCGCCGCUCGCAGCGCCCAUGCUGGACCACACCGAGGCCUACGUGCUGUUCUACAGGAAAGUGAAUCCCCAAAUGACAGUGCUGCGGCAGAAAGCGGCCGAGAUAUUGGAGUCGACGACGGUGGAGACGAACGACAUCAAGUUCUAUAUCUCGAAGCAGUGGAUCAACAAAUUCAACAGUUGGGCGGAGCCUGGCCCCAUAGACAACGGCGAUUUCGUGUGCGCGCACGGCGGGCUGCGGCCCGACCGCGCCGCGCACCUGCCGCGCCUCGCCGCGCGCGUGCCGCAGCCGCUCUGGGAGUUCCUGCACGACAAAUUCGGUGGCGGGCCGGCUUGCUCGCACGUUCAUGAAUGCGCGGUGUGCGCGCGCGCAGCGCAGCGACUGCGCACGCGCCGAGCCAGAGAGCUCAAGGCCUUCUACGACUUGCACGCCAUCUUCCAGGAGCAAGAGCGCCCGCGCGCGAUCUACGCCAUCAGCAUGCACUGGUUCCGCCAAUGGCAGGCCUUCGUGCGCACCCGCACCCAGCAACCACCGCCCCCUGUCGACAACUCGGGCAUCGUCACCAGCCAGGAAAUCGACGGCGUAACGACCCACGUCCUCAAGCAAGGCUCCGACCACGCGCAACUGAGCGAGGAGCUGUGGCGGUUCUUCACCGACAUCUACGGCGGCGGCCCCGAGCUGCCCCUGCGGGCCCCGCCCCGCCCCGAGCUGCCCCUGCGGGCCCCGCCCCGCCCCGAGCUGCCCCUGCGGGCCCCGCCCCGCCCCGGGGCCCAGCACCAGCCGCGCCGCGCCAGCAGGAACCACUCCGAGUCCGACAAGGACUACUGCGCCAAAGCUACCUCGGAAACCGACAUCAGAGAAACCAUAGUCGGAGAAUUACAGAAAAACCAGUCGCUACAAAAUCUGAGACACUCCAAAGUGGCCCGAAUCGAUUCGGAUGAAGAUUUCAGAAGGUACAAGAGACUAGAGCAGAACGGAAAUUAUGACUCGGACGAAGAGACGGUUAAAGAAAAUGGCGUCGACAGCUCCGAUCACGACGCGAAUGACAACCCGGUGUACUUCGACAAACCCGAGGUCGAACUCCCCAAUCUCGAUAGUAUAUCGCUGAAAAGCAAACCCUCGAAAAACAGGAAAGUGAGAAAAAUAAGAAAGAGGACGGUGAAAUGAUUCUUUCUCGCUUUUCAGUUCGUUCACAGGCUGAGGCGGCGGGUCGCGAAAGAUUUAACCUGAGGUCUCUGUCUAACGCGGGCAGGGUGACUUUGAAUGUAUGCGCCGUCUCUGUCUGGCGCUGACGGUGUGACGUUGAACAUUCCCGGUGAAAGGUGUUAGAACUAUGUGCAUUUAAAACUUGGGUGUUACUCUGGUCUCGUGAUAUAUUUUUCUAAAAACUAUUCCUCGCUUCGCGUGAUCCAUCUAUUGUAUAUAAAUACAUUGACACAUUUUAAUAUC